GACUCUAUUCGGAUGUUUGUGUACAAUGAUAUGAACGAUAUGAGUUAGGGAAGUCGGCUUGGAGAGGUGCGUUAUUGAGGAAGUGUGAACGAGUCAGAUUUAGACACAAACGAUCAAACUGUGCAACUCACAUGACGAAGAGCACAGGAGGAGCCUCGCCCUGCCCUGUUUAGUUUGCAUUUACAUUUAGUCACUUAGCAGAGGCUUUUAUCCACGUUAUUAUUUUUCCUGAUUAAACUUAUCAUAAAUGCACCUUUAGCAUCCGUCUCUGCGUCCCAGCUUUCUCCUACACAUCAUGGCCUCUCGUAAGAAGGUGCUGCUCAAAGUGAUCAUCCUAGGGGAUUCUGGAGUUGGGAAGACCUCUUUGAUGAACCAGUAUGUGAAUAAUAAGUUCAGUAAUCAGUAUAAGGCCACUAUUGGAGCCGACUUCCUGACUAAGGAGGUGAUGGUGGACGACAGACUGGUCACCAUGCAGAUUUGGGACACGGCGGGACAGGAGCGCUUUCAGUCUCUGGGCGUGGCGUUCUACAGAGGGGCGGACUGUUGCGUGCUGGUGUACGACGUCACGGCACCAACUACAUUCAAGACUAUGGACAGCUGGAGGGACGAGUUUCUCAUUCAGGCCAGUCCUCGUGACCCGGAGAACUUCCCCUUUGUUGUGCUGGGCAACAAAAUCGACCUGGAGAACCGGCAGGUAACGACAAAGCGAGCGCAAGCGUGGUGUCAGAGUAAGAACAACAUCCCCUAUUUUGAGACCAGUGCCAAAGAAGCCAUUAACGUGGAGCAGGCCUUCCAAACUAUCGCUCGCAAUGCACUUAAACAGGAGUCAGUGGAGACGUAUGAUUUCCCUGACCAGAUUAAACUAAGAAACGACAAACCGGUGUCUAGCAGUGAUGGCUGCAGCUGCUGAAGGAAAGACUAAACUGGGGAAGGCAAGA
Molecule: messenger RNA, 938 nt
Organism: Sinocyclocheilus grahami
Lineage: Eukaryota; Metazoa; Chordata; Actinopteri; Cypriniformes; Cyprinidae
Product: ras-related protein Rab-7a-like
Exons: 6
Coding region: 296-910 (204 amino acids)
Biological process (GO): endosome to lysosome transport; phagosome-lysosome fusion
Cellular component (GO): lysosome; phagocytic vesicle; late endosome
Molecular function (GO): GTP binding; GTPase activity
Source: RefSeq, a predicted model, not a curated record